This is a messenger RNA of Andrographis paniculata, 1498 nucleotides long. Its product is annotated as AT-hook motif nuclear-localized protein 28-like. Gene Ontology annotation, molecular function: minor groove of adenine-thymine-rich DNA binding; DNA-binding transcription factor activity. Gene Ontology annotation, cellular component: nucleus. The transcript has 2 exons. The record is from RefSeq and is a predicted model, not a curated record. The coding region runs from base 41 to 817 and encodes 258 amino acids. Lineage: Eukaryota; Viridiplantae; Streptophyta; Magnoliopsida; Lamiales; Acanthaceae.
UCAAUAUAAUAAUAAUAUUUGAAAGGAAAAGAAAAAAAAAAUGAAAAGGGAGGUGCUAGAAGCACAGCACAAAGAGCACUCCAAUGGCGUGUUCCCCAAUCUCCACCGCCUUUCUCCCCAGCGGCGCGUAGGCCACGCCUCCACCGAUAAGGCGGACGCGCUGCCUCCGCCGCCGCGUGGAACCGACGGCGCAAGCAUUGAAGUCGCGCGUCGCCCCCGGGGGCGACCGCCGGGUUCGAGGAACAAGCCUAAGGCGGCGGUGCCGAUAGUAGUCGCGCCGGCCGUAUCGGAGCCUUCCAUGUGUCCCUACGUCCUCGAGAUCCCCGCCGGCGGCGAUGUGAUCGAAUCUGCGGUGAACUUCUGCCGGAGGAGGAACAUCGGUCUUUGCGUCCUGAACGGAAACGGCGUCGUCUCGAGCGUCACGCUCCGGCAGCCGUCCGCCGCAUCCGCACUCGCGUUUCAAGGUCGAUUCGACAUCCUGUCGAUUUCGGCCACUAUUUUGCCGGCGGGAGGACCGUCGCCGGCGGAUGGAUCGUUCGCGAUUUUUUUGGCCGGACCGCAGGGGCAGGUGGUCGGAGGUAACGCCGUCGGGCCUCUGGUCGCGGCGGGGACAGUCUAUCUAAUCGCUGCGACGUUCGAAAGUCCGUCGGUUUUCAGGCUUCCGACGGCCGACGGUGAGGAUCCGGCGGCGAGAGACGACCGCCAUGAGUCUCCGAAGGCGGUGUCCGGUGGAGACGGCGGUGGUGUUCCUGCGUACAGCUAUCAUCCACCUGACGUUAUCUGGCCGCCGACCGGUAGACAGCCGCCGCCCUACUGACGAUUCAAUUUUCCGCUUCUCAUUAUUCUUACACUCGCCGCCCCCGCUCCCCGCCGCGGCCCCCGCCAUCCCAGCCGCCGCCCCGCCCCAAAAACCGCCCUUGUCAGUAACAGAACAACUCACAUUGGUGUCGGAAGAGUAUCGGUCCAUGUUCGCCAGCGGCGAGUGGCGAGGAUGCAACGACGACCACGUCGAGGACGGGGAUGAGGCCGACGACGACGAAGAAGAAGACGUUGCGUCGGAAUCCGAAACGCUCCGACUCCGAGUGUUCCAGCAGCGGUUGUUACCGGCAGUCGUUGCGUCUCCCAGCAGCAUUUGAUCGAAGUGGUCGGUCGUGCUCGUCGACUCCCCAUUGCUGCUGUCUGUGCUGUAGGAUCCUAUCUCCGAGAACAACGAGGAGACGUCGCUGUCCGCCUCCGAUUUAGCUCGCCCGGGAUUACGGGACGAGCGGCUCCGGCACGCACAGGUGCGGCAUCCGGAUCCGCCCACGUUCCAUGGCCCGUCCGGGCACGAUCCCGGUUUACACGGCGGGUGGUCUCUCGGUUUCUUGUCCCGGAUCAUCGAGCUUCGGAUUGGUCGGGGGGCUCGGGGCGAGCACCUGAUCGAAAAAAUCAAUGUAAUUUAAGAUAGAUUAAAUCAGAGGCGGUACAGUCGAAAUGAACAAAGAAAAUUUAUAUUUCA